AUGGACCGGGCUUCGAAGUUGCAGAAGCUCGAGGCUGUGCGACGAAAGGUCCCCGCCAUGUCGGCAGCAGCCAUGUCAGGCUUACUGACGGAGAUCGAGGCGGCUGGACUCCCGGAGUUAAAGGGCCGGCGGCAUAUCAGAGAAGCGACAGAGCACUCUGUGUGUCAGCACUCUGCAUACGGCCCCAUGCUGGAGACCGUGACUGUAGAUGGCUUGGAUGGUCGGCCGGUGCAAGUCCUCUUAGCCAACCUGUACACCUUGCUGCAAGCAGUGUGGACGGUGUCUAGCAGCUUCCGGGCUUUGGUGCGAAGAAGUACAAGCAACAGCCAGCAGAUUUUCAAGCUGGUAUACUACACAGACGAAAUAAAUUGUGGCAACCCACUUGCUCCGGAUCCUAGCUUUAUCGAAAGAACAAAGUUGGCUGCCGGUGACAAUCAUGCGAUCGCCAAUAUGCCUGGCGGGGCCUCCCAAUUAGCUGCAAUUGUUCUGCGGAACAUAUUCCACCAUGACAUCGUGGAUCCAUCCUUGGGCUUCAACCUGAAGGCACCAUGCGGCACCUUGCAGCGGCUCAGAUUCCAAUUAGGGGCUUUCUGCCAGGACGGCCAAGCUCAUAAACUUCUUUUUUCGGUGAAGGGUGAUGGCGGUACCCGCUGUUGCACAUUGUGCAAUGUCGUCACGAGUGGAUCUGUGGAGAGCGAGCAGACUGUGGUCAUGAAUCGAGCCACCCGUGAAGAUCAGCUAGAACUGACUACGGACUCUUCGUUCGCACAGUCCAUCAUAUCGCUGCUUGAGAAGAGAGCUACUUUGUCGAAGGGCGAUUUCGCCCUGUGGGAACAAGCCUCCGGGCUGGUGUACAACGAGCACUGCCUCAUUUAUCAAGCAGACCUGUGCAAACUGGUGAAACCCGUUAGUCAGUGGUGCCACGAUUACAUGCAUGCCUUUUUUGUCAAAGGCAUUUGGAAUCGAGUUAUGUGGCUAAUCAUGACACAGGUGGAGCAGCAGCUGCAACGGGACGUGUACCAGACCUGCGGUGAGUACAUGAAAACAUGGGUGUUGCCGAAGUCACGAUCUGAGAAUCUUCCUUCCCUUUUCGCACCGAAACGAAGGCAGAGCAACAAAGAUGCCAAGACGUUCAAGUGCACUGCUUCGGAAGGCCUGUCAGCUAUGGUUCCCUUUCUUUUCUUUCUGCUGCUAAUCAUUGGCCCCUUGGGGAUCUGCCAGGAGCAGAUAGCUGCUUAUGCUUGCUUGGUCAAUGUCUUGGAGUUGCUUCAGGCCACAGCCUUGGGAACGACCACGACCCCGACCAACCUUGCAACAGCUAUUACAGCUUUCCUGGAAGCAUGUUGCACGGCAGGCUGGAAGGAUGAGUUCCACCCCAAGUUUCACUGGAUUUUGCACAUGCCACGGCAAUUAGCCCGCUGGGGCUUCCUUCCCACAUGCUUCGUCCAAGAACGUAAACACAAAGUCGCCAAGCGAUACGGAGGUCGCACCACCAAUACACAGGGCUACGAAAAAACACUGCUGAUGGAGCUGCUCGGACACAACAUUGCAGACCUCCAGGAGCCGGAUGUUUUCGGAACAGCUGCCAGGCUAGUGCAGAAGUGCAAGGCCCCCAACAAGAUGGUUCAGUUUAUGACAGAAUGCAUGGGGUGUCCGGCUGAGGAAAUCUUCACUUGUUCUUCAGUUCAGCUGGAGCCUGCGGGCGGUUGUCAUCGAGGCGAUUUGGUGGUGAUGCGGCAUGGGAUGCAGAUUGCCGAAGUUUGGUUUCACUGCUCCUUCGACGGGCAGUUGUAUUCUUUGGUCUCGUUUCUUGAGACUGUGAAGCAUGAAAAGCAGAGCUGGAUCUGCCGGAAAACUGAAGAGUGCAUGCUGGUGAGCACGGAGGAGAUCAAGAGCUCUUUAUCCUACAGCCGCCUGAAUGAUGUUGAUGUGCGAGUAGUCGUUCCCCUGCCGCAUCGAUAA
Molecule: messenger RNA, 1962 nt
Organism: Symbiodinium sp. CCMP2456
Lineage: Eukaryota; Dinophyceae; Suessiales; Symbiodiniaceae
Source: the annotation of a GenBank genome assembly